Messenger RNA from Dentiscutata erythropus, 462 nucleotides. The record is from the annotation of a GenBank genome assembly. NCBI's taxonomy places the organism in Eukaryota, Fungi, Glomeromycota, Glomeromycetes, Diversisporales, Gigasporaceae.
AUGUCUUCACUACCGCAAAUACCUUCAAACAAUCAAAUCUCUUCUUCAUUUCAUCAAAAUUCUUUAAAUAUCUCAUCUUUAACAAAUUCUUCUUCAAAAAGUGUUUCGAUCAAACUUUCUCUUACUUAUCCGCAUCAUAGUAUAGACGAUAAACAAGACUGCCAGUCUCAAAUUUCUUCGAAUUCCUAUAUAAAAUUUAGAUUUUUUCAAACUGAUUCUAAAGAUGAUAUCAAACAAGAAAUUGCAAAAGCUUUUAAUGUUGAUGAGUUUUCUUUAAUAGAUGAAAGUGAUAACAUCAUUACCGCAAGUUGGUUUUCUUUAGAAGAUAAUCUAAGAUAUAAAAUUGUUGAUCGUUCUUCAUUUUUUAAAAAAAGUUAUGAUGAUGUUACUUUUGUCGUGUCGAAUGAAGAUAGAUUUUAUAAAAAAAAACGUGAUCGUGAUCCGUAUCAUGAUAAUAAAAAG